AUGCAAUGUAAUUACGGAGCAGGUUUUCUGCGCACACGGGGGCAGCCAGCAGCUCGCUCGCAAGCCAGCUGCCCACUUCGUCCUUUGCUCCUGCUUGGAUGCCUUUGCAUACUCCUGGGCGUGACUUGGGCAUUCAGCCUGGCUGCGCCCCUGAAACCAGGUCAGGAGGCUGAGGCCUUCAACGCCCUCAUGUCUGCUGCGAGGCAGUUGGAGCUUGACUUUGAAGGGGCAACUUCGAACAGCUCCGCGGGCAGUGAGUUUGACUACGAGGGCGCUUUUGAGGAGGGGCUCGGGCACGUCUCCUCGGCUUGGUCCUCCGCAGUGGAGGGGCGAGACCUGCGAGAGGUGAGUAUAGGGGUCGAGGCUGACUGGAUCAAAGCUGCCUGCGGCUCAUUGAUUCUGACCCUCCUGAUCGACUUCGAAAAAGGCCCCCCGAUUCAGCUGGAGUUCCGGCUCUUUGGCGGAAGCUCGUGGGACAAGAGCUUUCCAGGCGAGUCCACUUUCUGGGAAGUUGCGGAAGAGCAGCUGAGUCUGGGUCCCGAUGGUUGGAGCCAGGCUGCUAGCCUGCUUCCCUUCGAGGAAGAGCCAGCCGAGCAGGAGGAGGGGGAGGAGGGGGACGACGGAGCAUUCCCUCCCUACCCGGACAUUUACCCUGCCGUGGUGGCGAGGUUUUUCGCCGAGCAUCUCAACUUCACAAGGCAGCGAGCGGCUUGCUUGCAAGCCAGCUGCCCACUUCGUCCUUUCCUCCUGCUUGGAUGCCUUGGCAUACUCCUGGGCGUGACUUGGGCAUUCAGCCUGGCUCCGCCCUUUAAAGCGGGUCAGGAGGCCAAGGCCAUUCAAGCCCUGAUGUCUGCUGCGAGGCAGUUGGAGCUUGGCUUUGAAGGGGUGACUAUGAACAGCACCGCCGUCUGUGAGAGGGGCUGGGGCAUGUCUCCUCGGCUUGGUCUUCCGCAGUGGAAGGGCGGCCUGCGAGAGGUGAGCAUAGGGGUCGAGGCUGACUGGAUCAAAGCUGCCUGUGGCUCAUUGAUUCUGACCUUCCUGAUCGACUUCGAAACAGGUCCCCCUAUUCAGCUGGAGUUCCAGCUCUUUGGCGGAAGCUGGUUGGACAAGAGCUUUCCAGGCGAGUCCGCUUUCUGGGAAGUUGCGGAAGAGCAGCUGAGUCUGGGUCCCGAUGGUUGGAGCCAGGCUGCCCGCCUGCUUCCCUUUGAGGAAGAGCCAGCGGAGGAGGGGGAGGAGAAGGAGGAGGACGACGACGAUGAAGCAUACCCUCCCUACCCAGGCAUUUACCCCGCUGUGGUGGCGAGGUUUUUCGCCGAGCAUCUCAACGUCACAAGGCUGGCGGGUAUGCGGUAUGCCGGAAGAUGCGAGGGGGACAUCCCGGAGGCUUCAAUCUUAGUUGGCGGGGAGGACUGGGUCCGAGGGAGCUUUACCCAAAGCCAAACAAGGUGCCUAGCCGAGGAGCUCUGGGAUGGACAUGUCCCUGAGCAGUUCCAGGUGGACGAGUCCAUGCACGACGCUUUGGAAGAUGAGUGGGAGCACGAGUGGCAGGAGGAAGCCGGUGAGGGUGUGGAGGACUUCGGUGCGGCAGGCUAUGAGCUGAUGUACGAAGGCGGCGAGGAGCCCGAGCCAGACGAAGACAUCGCUGAGGUCUGGCAAGAUCCGGACUUCUCGGCGACUGCAAAGUCUGUUGGAAGCGCAGAGGGGUGGGACGACUGGCAGCGCGUGUCCCAGAUGCACCCGCAGGCGCAUCUCUUCUGCCGAGUCACCUCCGACGAUGCCAUCAGUGACGCUUUGACAGCGAACUUCUGGUUUCUGUCUGCCAUGGCCUGUGUGGCCGAGUAUCCGGCGUGGAUCGUGUCCGCCUUUCGGCUGAACACCACGCUCACAGCCAAUGGUGCCUAUGCCGUUCGCUUUUACCAUCCAGGGAAACAGCGAUUCCAGUUUGUGGAGAUCGAUGACCGCAUUCCGACACUUAAGGGAGGUCCCAUGUCCGCUGGCGUCACCCCAGAAGGGGAGGUGUGGGUGGCUUUGCUGGAGAAAGCGUUUGCAAAGUUCUGCGGCUCCUACAAGGCCAUGGAAGGUGGAUCUGUCGCUUAUGGAUUGUUGUACCUGUGCGGCGGCGGUCUCGCGGAAAGUUUCGAAAGGUCGACGGGUACGACGCGAUGGAGGCACAUCUACACAUGCUGGCACGGCAAGGAUCACGAAACCAUCGACCGGAAACUGGCCGAAGGUGUGGAGGAGGACGGCUUGGAGCUAGAUCAGGAUUCCUUGUGGGCCGUGCUCAGGGAGUACAUGGAGUUUUGCUAUCCGGUGGCAGCGACAGUGAUCCCAGGAGCGCUGGAGGGAUCCGGGCUCAUGCCAAAGCUUGCCUACUCGGUGAUUGGCGCCCGGGAGGUGAAGCUCAAGCAAGGCCUCCUCCGCCUCGUCCGCCUGCGCGAUCCGCAUGGCUUCACCGGGUGGUCGGGGCGCUGGUCUGACACUUCUGAUGCCUGGGAGGCGUGCCCGGCAGCGAAGCAGCAGGUCCAUUUCAAGCCCAACGUCACUGGUACCUUUUGGAUGUCCUACGCAGACUUCUGCAAAUAUUUUGGCCGGAUCGACACCGUGAGGAAGCCGAUGCCUGUGCAGGGCUGCAAGGAGGCGAAGCUGCACGGCGCCAUCCGAGGACUGCGGAAGAUGGGCACAUCCUGA
Symbiodinium natans is the source of this 2688-nucleotide messenger RNA. Lineage: Eukaryota; Dinophyceae; Suessiales; Symbiodiniaceae. The record is from the annotation of a GenBank genome assembly.